Spodoptera exigua (beet armyworm) is the source of this 687-nucleotide messenger RNA. The record is from the annotation of a GenBank genome assembly. NCBI's taxonomy places the organism in Eukaryota, Metazoa, Arthropoda, Insecta, Lepidoptera, Noctuidae.
AUGUCGUCCGAAGAAGGAUCGGAUUUAGAACUGCAAUCUGCAUUACCGAAACUAAACAAUAAAAAAAUGCCUAAAAGUCCCUCAGAGGACUUACUUGAGAAGAAACCAGAAAAGAAGUUAUCGACGAAAGAAAUGAUCAAUCAAGCUCUAAUCGACCUCAAUACACGUAAAGGGGUAUCGCUAUAUGCAAUCAAAAAGUACAUUACUGAGAAAUACAGCGCUGACACUGAUAAAUUGAACUACUUUAUAAAGAAAUACAUAAAAUCCGCUGUCGAAAAUGGCAGUAUCGUCCAAACAAAAGGGAUCGGUGCGUCCGGCUCUUUCAAACUCGUUCCCGCCAAGACAAAACCGAAAACAGACAAAAAACCAAAAGAAAAAGAUUCGGAAAAAAUGAAGAAAGUAAGAGAAAAAACGAAGAAGACCGUUGAAAAGGGCAUGAAAAAGACAACUGGAUCGAAAACCGACAAAGAAAAGGUUAUGAAACCGAAGAAAAUAACGGAAAAAGAAAAGAAAGUUAAAACAAAAGAAAAGGACGGAGUUGAAAAAGAGAAAAAGGAGAAGAAAGAGAAAAAAGUAAAAAUGACCAAAGGAAACCAAACACCGAUGAAGAAAAAGAAUUUAAUGAAAAGAAAAAGUGUUGGUUCCAUUAUAAAAAAACCAAAAAUGAAACCCGCUAUGAAAGCUUAA